Molecule: messenger RNA, 1456 nt
Organism: Populus euphratica (Euphrates poplar)
Lineage: Eukaryota; Viridiplantae; Streptophyta; Magnoliopsida; Malpighiales; Salicaceae
Exons: 2
Coding region: 1-879 (292 amino acids)
Source: RefSeq, a predicted model, not a curated record
AUGGUCAUACAAUCCAUAUGCAAUCCCAGGAGCUCACUGAAAGCGACUAAGGAUGCCAAAGAAUGGGAAGAAAUUAGGUGCCCCAUUUGCAUGGAACAUCCCCACAAGGCUGUUCUCUUACGAUGUUCUUUUGGUAAAGGUUGCUGGCCAUACAUGUGCAAUACUAGCUAUCGCCACUCAAAUUGCCUCGACCAAUUCUGCAAGUUUUCUGUGUCAUCUCCAUCCACAGAAAUGUUGCAAGAAAUUCCUUCUGUCUCCAAUAGAACAAGGGAAGAAUUGCAACUGCUCGGGCAAAGUGGGCAUUAUGAGAGUGAGCUGCAUCCUAAGCUUUGUUGCCCUCUUUGUCGAGGAGAAAUGAUGCGAACCUCACGAUCACAUGGUCAUACAAUCCCAAAGACAUCAAUUCCUAGAAAGCCAAGUAAAUCAGUUUAUGGAUCGGCUGUAGUGAAGCCUGCACGAGAAUUCAUGAAUUCCAAGCUACGGAGUUGUUCUCUGGAGACUUGUGAUUUUAUUGGGAAUUAUUCAGAACUUAGAAAGCACACGAGGUCUGACCGUCCUUUUAUUCAGCCAUCUAAGGUGGACCCCCAACGGCAACAUGACUGGACCAACUUUGAGUAUGAAAGAGAUGUUGAGGACAUGGCUGCUAUGCUCGCCUUAACAAGAGAGGAACAAGAAGAGCUUCUUAGAGAUUUUGAUGACUUGCCUGCUAUGAUCAGCCCAUAUAGCAUAGAUGAAGAUGAGGAGAACGAAGACAGAUAUUCAGGAGAUCCUUACCAGGUUGUGAAUUCUUCAAACCCGUUUGACUAUCCUGUUGUAAUCAUGAACAUUCAGUUCACGAAUCAAUUGUCAAGGAGCAUGUUAUCGUUAGACUAUAUAUGAUAUGGAAGCUAGCAAUACCAGUAGGCAGACCAGCAAUUUCAUACGGAACAACAGGAACAUGUUGCCAGCAGGCUAUGAAAUGGGGACUAGUCAUGACAAUAGACGAACCUACAAGUUUAGGCGGAACAACAGUUCUAGGAGUAAUAUUCCAGAGAGGAUGCGGCAUGGUCGAAACAGCCAUAGACAGAAUGAUAGUUUUAGCAGAAAUCAUAAUGUUCGUGGGAACAACCAUUUUAGGAAAAAUCGCAUGGAAAGAAUAUGGCUUAGGCGCAGACCUUCAGAGAGGAUGCCCUGAACUCCAGACAAGAUAUCAUAGUCCGUUGGAGAGAGAGCAGUACUGUAGGCUGAAUGAAUGAUAACUUUUAACGUAGCCUCAUGAAGCCACAACUGUCGAGACAGCCAGCAUGCAGUGAAGAAUAAGUACCGGGUGUCGAUUUAUUUCAUUGUCUUUCAGAUGUCUUUUGUUUUGAAAAUAGAACAAAUUCUGUAGUUGUUUCAAUUUAUCCUCUCUGUUGUGAAGCAUUCAGCAUUUGAAUGUAGAUAUGAAAAAAGGAAUGCCAGCGACCAUCACUUUGAC